AUGACGGAUUCGGCGCGCUGGAAGGCCACGGUCCAUGUCAGCGGCCUCGCGACAGUCGCGACGGUUGCGACACUACACGAUGCAUUCUUACCCUUUGGCGACAUCGCAGACGUCACCCUUCCAAAGAACGAAAACCCAAACUCGAGGGAUUCGGAGCCACAUCGCGGAUUCGCCUACGUCGAAUUCGAAAAUGCGGACGACGCGAAAGAGGCAAUAGACAACAUGGACCAGUCCGAGUUCUUUGGGCGGGUCAUCAAAGUUACGGCAGCCAAAAUACCCAAGAGUGCUGACGAGGGACUGGGGAGUAAAAAGGCAGUCUGGGAGCAGGAGAGCUGGCUCGCAAAACACGCAGUCAGCGAUGAGGAUAGACUGGCCGCAGAACAAGUCCAAGGCAGUGCAGAUACGAGAGUCGAGGACCCAAUGCAAGGGCUUGAGGGCUUGGACGUCGCGGGUCCCCGCCCGGCCUAG
Messenger RNA from Diaporthe batatas, 468 nucleotides. RefSeq lists its product as uncharacterized. Gene Ontology annotation, molecular function: RNA binding. Bases 1 to 468 code for a protein of 155 amino acids. NCBI's taxonomy places the organism in Eukaryota, Fungi, Ascomycota, Sordariomycetes, Diaporthales, Diaporthaceae. The transcript has 2 exons. The record is from RefSeq and is a predicted model, not a curated record.